CUUAAAUUCUAUUUUUUUGCUCGAAUUAUCUCCUCUAUGACUUAACCUAAAUUUUGGUAGUCGCUUAUAAUCAUUGAAAUUUGAAAACUAUUGAUACUUGAUAGAUUUAAAAUGUCUUUAUUUGUGAAUUUGUUAGUGAAAAACAGUUUUUCAAAUUUAAGACUAUUAGCACCAUGCAGGAGCUUUCACGUAACACAAGUUAAAAAUCUGUAUUCGCCUGCCGCAUUAGGAAUAGAUGGCUAUCUUCAAACUCGCAAGAAGGCAAAGGAGCAAUUCACAAGUUACACGGAUAAAUUCCGGUCUAAAAUGACUGAAUUUGUUACGGACUCAAAAAACAUGAUAUUUACAGAAGACUUAAAAAAUAUGGUACACUUAGCAGAACCUACAGACUUGCAGCUUGUUUUAGAUAUGAUUAAAAAAUUCAACUCUCAAAACACAGAGUUCAGGUUUGGUUCUUUUGUCUUUGGACCCGUGGUGAUGAGAAUGUUCCAUUUCCUGGAUGCACCAAAAGAAGCACUAGAGUGUUUCAAUGAUAAGACCAAUGAUGGGUUCUUUGACCAGCUAGUGUCGUACCACAUAUUAUUGGAUCUGUUAUACAGCCAUGAGAUGUAUGAUGAGAUGUAUGCGGUGUUUGAGAAGGCUCAACAAAAACAGAUCAACAUGACUAAGUUCCCCAAGUAUUCUGUUGUAUUGAUACUGGCAGCUUGCUACAAACAAAAUACACCACAGAGUCUUCAGUAUGCAUCAAAACUAUGGUCUGACAUGACUAAUUCAGGGACUAUUCCAGUCAGAAGAGCAUGCACAUACUUUGCUGCUUUAGCUCUGAAACAAGGAGCUCCACAUAUAGCACUGGAAUCAAUAUCAACACAAAAGCAGCAUUACGUCACAAUAAGAAAUAUUAAGGCCAUUGCAUUAGCAGACAUUGGAAGAGUGAGUGACACGUUACCGAUACUCAAAGGAGUUCUGCAAAUUGACAGUCCUUUACAAAAGGACAAACACACAUUCUUUGCAGAAACUGUGCAAAGGGUGAAAGAGGCAGUUGAAAAAUCGGACAAUAAAGACAUUAAGAAAGAGUUCGAUGAUAUUGAAAAAGCUUUAAAAGAGCGAGGUCUCAUUGACAACAAGGCGCUAGAUCAAAUUCUGAACAGUGAAAUAACGAUGCCGAAACAGCAAGAUGUAAGAGGUGGCCCGCAAUCUUUACAAAACAAACGGAUGCCAUUCGGUCUACGCCAAAAGAAGAGAAUCGUCUAGUCUAGUCCGUCCUACAAAUUUAGUACAAAUAAAUAGCCUGAAAAUAGUUUGUACAUACGUGAAAUGAAUGAAUGAUGUAUAAAUUAUGGAAUUUCUGCUUUUAUACGCAAUACUUGCUCUGAUCUGUAUUGUAAUGAAUGUAUGUUUGUUUGCGUUGUUAAAGAUAUACAAUAAAUAGUUGUUAUAAAACUGUA
This is a messenger RNA of Trichoplusia ni (cabbage looper), 1445 nucleotides long. RefSeq names its product pentatricopeptide repeat-containing protein 2, mitochondrial-like. The coding region runs from base 112 to 1251 and encodes 379 amino acids. The transcript is spliced from 9 exons. Lineage: Eukaryota; Metazoa; Arthropoda; Insecta; Lepidoptera; Noctuidae. Gene Ontology annotation, molecular function: protein binding; RNA binding. Gene Ontology annotation, biological process: regulation of mRNA processing; multicellular organism development; mitochondrion organization. Gene Ontology annotation, cellular component: mitochondrion. The record is from RefSeq and is a predicted model, not a curated record.